Molecule: messenger RNA, 1765 nt
Organism: Salvelinus sp. IW2-2015
Lineage: Eukaryota; Metazoa; Chordata; Actinopteri; Salmoniformes; Salmonidae
Product: transcriptional repressor RHIT-like
Biological process (GO): regulation of transcription by RNA polymerase II
Cellular component (GO): chromatin; transcription regulator complex; PcG protein complex
Molecular function (GO): DNA-binding transcription factor activity, RNA polymerase II-specific; RNA polymerase II cis-regulatory region sequence-specific DNA binding
Source: RefSeq, a predicted model, not a curated record
CUGAGUGGAUUAAAGAUGGGGGAGCAAGGUGGUUGGCUGGAGACUGAUAGUGGAGACUGGGCGGCCAUCUUGGAUUACCAGACGGGUGCAGCCAAGGGCCCAGGGGACGACAUCACAGAGCAGGCCAGGACCAAAGGCGACAUAGUGGAGUCUGCAGUCCAUGAGGACCUGCUGAUAUCCGGUGUUGCUGGCUGGAAAUACUGGACCUCUGAGGUGGCUGGUCACAAACCCUGGCCACGGAUCAGAACCAUGGAUCAGGAGGCAUCGCUCUUCCUUCCAGAGUCGGAACAAGGACUGAACCACGAGGGACGGAGACUCCACCACCACACAGAACACAACCAGUGGACAGGUGGACUGAACAACCUCAGUCCUGGUGGUCAUCAGAGAGACAGAGGCUCCAGUCAGGGAUCCAGUCUGCAGCCCAGACCCUUCUCUUCCCAGUCUCAGUGCAGGGAUGGAGCAGGUCCUGGGGCUGAUAGAGAUCGACCCUCCUGUUCCUAUGAUACAAACACCACAGUUUCCAUGAUGAACAGAGCAGGUCACCCUGGGCUUCAGCCUUCACAGAGAGUGGUGGGAGACCCCCCUGGCGGUAGUCUAUCAGGAAGUCUUUCUUCUUCAGGGUCUCGUCUAAUGCCUGGUGACUGGGUUCAUAGAAGACCUGGGUCUAGCCUUCCUCAGUUACCUCAUGGUUACCCCACCAAUACAGACAGGGUCAGGAUGGGUGUUCACCACAAGAGGUACCUAACCUAUAACACAGCACACAAUCCCAACAACACCCAAACAAUGGCUAGAGGUCAAGGAGGGAGCUCAAAGACUAACCACCUGAAGGUGUUGGCUCCUGCUUCUACCACCUCUGGUGUCAUUGGGUCACAACGUAAGAGGCCAAGCAAUAGGACGGACGCCGACAAGCUGUUCUCCUGCUCCACGUGUGGGAAGCGAUUUGCUGAGGCGAGCUAUGUGAAGGAGCACCAGACCGUUCACACCAAGGAGAGGCCCUUCAAGUGCAAACUAUGUUACAAGAGCUUCUCCUUCCGGAGUAGCCUUAUCAGACAUAGGAGUGUCCACAAAGGGGAUAAAUCGUAGCAGUGUGGCUUGAGAUGUACACGGGGGAUAUCUGUGAACUCUCCCCCUUGAUGUGAAUAAACCAUGGCUUUGCCUGAGAGUUCCAUCCCCAGGAGUUUCCAGCCAUGCAGACAGCGCUCUGCCCCGGUGCUGAUCUGGCCUUAAUGAAGGCUUAGCAUCCAGAGCUACCUUUGAACUGUCACCUGGAAUAAAGGGGGGAGUCUCACAGCCGUCAGCCCCACACUGACUUUAACAUUCACUACGUACUACAGCCUACAAUUCCCACCCGAAUCAUUCUUUAGCUGACAUACUAUAGUUAUCAUGUGAAGUGUCCUGGAGUAAGAGCAGUGGUGUUCUGGAGGGUGUACGCAGGUGGCCGUAUACCCACUUAUUUUUCAGUGGGCAAUGAGUAUAAUCGCAUCUUAUUCCCCACGAAGUCUAUCAAAGUAGUGCAGUGGAGGUAUAGACUGUGUCAAUAAAGCUGAUGGAGCAGAUCUAGAAUGUUUAUCUUGCAAUGUUGAUUAUUUAUUCACAUUUUCGCAAUGUGCACACGGUGGUAGGCCUACGGGUAAAUGAUCCAAAAUGAAAUUUGUGGGGAAAAAACUUGGCUACUUCAAAAUGUUGUACAUAUUCCCCCCAUUUUAGGGGCCAAAAAUUAUUGGGACAAAUUCACUUAUGUGUAAUAAAGUGGUCAAAAGUUUUG